AUGGCCAAGCGCCGCGCGUCGACAAACACAUCUCCACCGCACAACAAGCGUGCACGAACACUCAAGAAGGUGCAGCAAGCCGAUAAUGACGUCGACGCUUCACAAACCGGGAGUCCUUUCUUCAACAAGCUGAAUGCGGACGUCCGAAUGAUUGUAUACGAGUACCUGCACGGAUGGCUUCCUCCACUGGCGUCCAAAUCCGUUCAGCGCGACUGUCGCGGGCUUAUAUUAUCGUGCAAGCAAGCGAACAUGGAGCUAUCUGAGGCGGCCGCCCGGCAUUUGAAGCUCUGGAUGAAGAACUUCUCGAAAGAUCUCGAAGAAAAACACGAGCGUCCUGUCACAUUGUACAAAGCCAUUCCUUUGCACGAUGGAUGGCAAGCGCUCCGAUCUAUCGUCCUCAAGAUUGACGUGCGCUUCUGUUACGACGAAGAUGUUCAGUGCUACGGAGACUACGGCUACAUCACUCGUAACUUUCACUGUACAAGUACUCGUUUCAAUUGGCAUUAUGGCCUAGAUAUUGAUGUGUCUGGCGGUGCUUCCGAGAGUAACGUCCUGAAUAAUGUUGUUCGGAUUCUUCGAAAGCCGUUCGAUAAAGUGACGAUCUUGUUCGCUUGUCCAAGUCAUAACGUUGUUGAUAUCGAAGGCAACGAGAUUCAGGAUCCCAACACCGAAGGCUCUGCCGAUGAUGACUCAGAGGACUACAACAGUGACGACUCAGAGACUACCGUGGUACGGGCGAAGCUUGGAAACAUCCUUGCGAACCUCCAAACCAUGCACCGACGUCUGGGAAUGUCUAUAUGCUCCGACUGGGUGCGGUUUCUUGCCUUCGAUGACCACCGGAAGGGUAGACAAUAUGCAGAAGACCCCAGUGUAGUUCAGCCUCACGACUGCCAGGGCCGAUUCUUCGACGAUCCCAGUGGAUGCGAAAAGUGCCGCGAGGACUGUGCUCAGCAUUGGAAAUGUACGCACCCAGAUGAGUGCGGCUGGUGGUGCGACGAGUACGUUGGCUCUUGCGAAUGUUACGGCCAAUGUGAUGGCCUCGACUGUGCGUGCCCGUGGCCGCACGAAGUUAUCGGUGAAGACAAGGCUCAACGGAGCUGCGAAAACAAGCUUGCAGACGACGCUUUUACCCUUGGACCAAAAUCAGCCGCCUACAAAUCUCGAUCAGAAUACAACUUUGCUUAUGCACAAUGGGAACGUAUCACUGAAGACUGUGGUCCAUUCGCGUGCUAUGGACCAGGAAAACCCGACUUCGAUGGAUAUGACUACGCCUUUGGAAAACCGACUGGUAAAGAACCUAAGCGCAUCCAGACCAAUGAGAUAGUCUACGCAUGGGAUUUCCGCGCUUCUUCUGAGCCAUUUGGCGGUAAAUUGACAGGUGGGACAUAUCGCUACAGUCAGAAACAUGUCAAGGAGUUAGCAAAGUACGACCAUUUGCACGUACCAAAGACUACCGCAGAGUAUGAUGAACAUUGGCCGAGCCGCUAUCUCCUUGAGUCCGAUGAUCUCCAGGUCGGUAUGAUGGGCAGCAAACACCCGAAGCGUUGGGCCAUGGCUUCAGAGGAGAUGUGGUACCCGGAUGGUAUGCAUCUUGGAGUCAACCAUUUCCUAGAGGAGGACGAUGGUGCUAGGAGGACAGAGACGGAGAGCCGGGGGGUGGGGAUGCCCAUCGUGGAACUGCGGCAGUCAAAGAAGAAGGUGUAA
Messenger RNA from Didymosphaeria variabile, 1704 nucleotides. RefSeq lists its product as uncharacterized. The transcript has a single exon. NCBI's taxonomy places the organism in Eukaryota, Fungi, Ascomycota, Dothideomycetes, Pleosporales, Didymosphaeriaceae. The coding region runs from base 1 to 1704 and encodes 567 amino acids. The record is from RefSeq and is a predicted model, not a curated record.